AACAAGUACACGCGGGGCGCCUAGUCCACGGUUUCAAAUUUUGGAAUAAUCUUGACGUGACUUGUCAUACAGUUAUUCUAUACUAAAAUGUAUUAAAUCGACGAAUAUAGCAGGAAUUGUGAAAGUAAAUCGUCCGCAAAUCAUCAUUUAUCCCGAUUAGUGAACGAUCUGAUCGUCAACAUUGGUAAAAAAAGAAAAGAGUAUACUAUGCGGUCUAAAUUGACAAACGAGAAUACUUGGGAAACAAAAUGGACUACGGAAUCGUCGCAGAGUGGUAGAAGCUUGCGACGAACGACGAAAAAAACAGAAUCGUCGGGAUUGAGAUUGUCAAAACCCUCCAAGGGAAAUAAAGCACGGGAGAGAACUCUCAGGAGACUGGAAAGCAAUGAACGCGAGCGUAUGAGGAUGCACAGCUUGAAUGAUGCGUUUCAGUCCUUACGCGAAGUGAUUCCCCAUGUUACUAAAGAGAGGCGGCUUUCGAAAAUCGAGACAUUAACACUGGCUAAAAAUUAUAUAGUGGCCCUUACGGACGUAAUAUGUGCCAUGAGAAGCGAGGAGCGAUCGGAGGAUCAGCAGACAAACGGCUCUGAACGUCAAGACUCGUCGAACGGCGAAUUGGAAUCUACUUCCGUUCGCGUCAACAUUCCCGUUGCCUCCAGAUCCUGUGGUUCGGAGACUCAAAAUUUUUAUCAAAAUAAUCAUUCGCGGUGGGAAAAGGAUCAGAGCAAUGUUACAGGUCUCUGAAAAGUUACGGCUCUAAGCGAUACGAUCGACAAGCACGAAUUGAGAUCUCCUACAGUAUUUUGAUUAGUCUUCCCUUCCUUAAUCGUGCAUGCGUUUACGUCUUAAAAAGUUCCAAAUAUCCAACGUAAGUCUUAUCAAAAUUAACAAUGUAUUUUAUGACUGAUAUAAUAAUCUAAGAAAAUACUAUAUGUGCCAAAAAGAAAGAUAGUAUUCAUCGCAGAAACGAAUAAGAGAAUAUUAUAUAGAUAUUAAUAUAGUAAUAUUAAUAUAGAAUGUUAUAUAGUGUUUUAUUUCAGAUGUGGCACUACCAUAUAUUUUUCAAUAAUAAACAAUCUAAAGAAAAGAUUAUUUACAGAAAUAUUAUAUUAAUGCAAAUAUGUUUAUAUAUGUAUAAAAAAAUUUAACCAACUGCGCAAGUUUUUAUAUGCUUUUGCAAAUAGUAAAUGGGUUACGAAACUGUAAAAUAUUAUUUGUUAUAAAUUACUUUACAAGAAA
Molecule: messenger RNA, 1239 nt
Organism: Solenopsis invicta (red fire ant)
Lineage: Eukaryota; Metazoa; Arthropoda; Insecta; Hymenoptera; Formicidae
Product: protein dimmed
Exons: 3
Coding region: 208-744 (178 amino acids)
Molecular function (GO): protein dimerization activity
Source: RefSeq, a predicted model, not a curated record